ACACGGGCUCGAAGCGCUUUAAUCCGGAGAAUUGAGCGUACAAAAUAAAACAUUUCAACCAGCAAACACGCAACUACAAAAAAAAAGAAGCAGUCGCUGUCUUUCUCAGCGCGAGGCAACCCACGGUGGUUGGUGCGGAAUGGGAGUUGGUGCGCCGGUGUGACGUCAGAGCCGCCGGUGCUGUUCUCAGAAUAGACUUCUAGGAAAACAGUAAUUUUUAAAAGCCGAGCCCUUACACUCUGUCCUCCACACAUUUUGGAGCCCAUUCUGGUGACAACGCACUCCAAACCGCCGCUCAGGAGAUUUUUACGUUUUAAAUGUAUUGUUUUCAUUUUUUAACCGAACGUUUUUUAUCCGGUGUUUUAUAAACGACAGGAACAAACCCGACUGGAUAUACGGCGCUCCUUUACUGUCCUACUCGUAUCUCAACCGAUGUGAAAACUCAUUUUCUCGACAAGUUUUUUAAAAAUUAUUUCUUUAGAGCUCAGUCUCUAUAUGUUUUCCUUAAUUUUUGAAGGAGAAAUACCGACCGGAUCUUAGUCCAGAGGAUUCAAGAAAUAGCAUGAUUCUUUGUGUGCCAGGUCCGAGAGCUCCUCUGCCCGCUGCUCUGUCCACUGAAACCCCACGGGGUAUGCGGGCAGGAACUGUACCUUCCACCUCAUGCCUUCAAAGCACCCCUCCACUAUGGGACCCCACAAAGGACCUCCGGGCAAUUGCAAGCAACUUCUGCUAUCUAGAAAAUUCAGGAUGGUACUGGGGAGCUGUAACUGCAGCUCAGGCCCACGCUGCACUUCAAGAGGCAUCUGAAGGAGCGUUCUUGGUGCGAGACAGCAGCCACCCUCUGUACAUGCUGACCCUGUCGGUCAGGACUGCACGCGGCCCCACGAGUAUACGGAUUCAGUACAGCGGCGCCCAGUUUUUGCUCGACUCCAGUUCCCCGGCCCGGCCCAGCCUGUCGUCCUUCCCCAACGUGCCCAGCCUGGUGCAGCACUACAUGGGACCAGAGAGGAAAGCAGAGGAAGGGAAGGUGGUGGAGGACGCUCCUUCAAAACCCUCUCAGCAGACAAUUCAGGAGACAUCUGUGGUAUUAAAACUGAAGCGAGCUGUGUUCAAGCCCCAGGGUCUCCCAUCUUUACAGCACCUCACACGCCUCGUCAUUAACAGACACUCUGACUAUCCCGACCAGCUACCACUCCCGAGGCCUCUGCUGCGUUACAUACAGGACUAUCCCUUCAAGGUAUAAGCGUCCCUCAAGUCUAUUAUUACGACUUAUAGGGAAAAAAAACUGUUAAACAGGUCCCGUCCUUCAAAGACUGCUGCGCAAGCAGUUGGAUGCCCGACACAAAAGUACUGGACAAGGACAUGUCUUUGCUGACGAAGUGCACACGUUCAGUGAAUACGUGCCUGAUUUCAGACUGAAUUUGUCGAGGACUGAGUGAAGAAGUACCAGAGAAGAAGACGACGACUUGUGAGCAAAUCUCAGUACUGUAAUCUUUAUGUCAUGAUGGAUGUGGAAAUUGUCCAUAUCUGUAUUACCAUAAUCAGUUCUGGAAGUGCAUACUGUUAAGUACACUGAUUCCAUUGAGACAUCUUUUACGCAGUUUUAUUUUUCUCAGUAAAACAUUUUUUCUACCUUUUACAUGUGUACAUUUUUCUAUUAAAAUAACCGAUUGGAGUCCAA
This is a messenger RNA of Cyclopterus lumpus (lumpfish), 1681 nucleotides long. RefSeq names its product cytokine inducible SH2-containing protein (gene cisha). The coding region runs from base 563 to 1243 and encodes 226 amino acids. The record is from RefSeq and is a predicted model, not a curated record. Gene Ontology annotation, cellular component: phosphatidylinositol 3-kinase complex. NCBI's taxonomy places the organism in Eukaryota, Metazoa, Chordata, Actinopteri, Perciformes, Cyclopteridae. The transcript has 3 exons. Gene Ontology annotation, molecular function: 1-phosphatidylinositol-3-kinase regulator activity. Gene Ontology annotation, biological process: intracellular signal transduction; phosphatidylinositol phosphate biosynthetic process.